AUGGCGUUGAAUAUCGACGCCUGGACUUGCUGCUGCCUUUCUAGCAUUCCAACUGGGUCCGUCGGUGUGCGUCAGUUUCUCGGAGAAUACCAGGGCUGGCAGGAGCCGGGUCUCAGCUGCAUCUGUUUCCCAUGCGCGACCGUCCAGUCUGUCUCGCUGGCCGUGAACCAACUCACCUGCAAGUCGGAGUGCAAGACGAAGGACAAUGUCACGGUCCUGGUGGUGACUGCCGUGCAGUACCGAAUCCUCAAAGACAUGGUGAAGGUGGCAACAUUCGACAUCGCCAGCCCGCUCGAUCAGAUCAGAGCCGAAGUGGACAACGUCUUGAGGUCCACCAUGCCCAUCAUGACCCUCGACGAGAGCUACGAAGCCAAGGAGAGGAUGGUGGGAGGCAUGUUGGUGUCCGUAAGGAAAGCCAUGGGCCAAUACGGCUAUGACAUCCUUAACGUCCUUAUCACUGAUAUCCGUCCCGAAAAGUCUGUCCUCGACGCCAUGAACGAAAUCAAUGCCUCCAGAAGACGGCGUGAGGCCGCGUUUGAGAAGGGCGAGGCCGAGAAGCUCUUGAGGAUCGAGGCCUCAGAAGCUGAUGCCGAAGCCAAGCGCCUGGCCGGCGUGGGCAUGGCCAACAUGCGUGCAGCCAUGGCGCGGGGGUUCCAAGACUCCAUGAAGUUCAUGAAGGACAGUGGCAUGAGCGAGAAAGAGGCGGUGCAGAUGAUGAUCAUGACCCAGUAUCUGGACACCUUGAGGGAGUUCGCUGGCAGCCAUGGCUCCAUCGUGGUCCCUUAUUGCGGUGGCCCUUUCAAAUCAUCGCAGAAGCCCCAAUCAUCCCAACAGCCCAAACCACAAACCCCACGCCCGCCCAAAAAGAAGAAACGAAAGAAAAAGAAGUCCACUGUCCCAGCCGGUGCCUCCUCAGACUCGGCAAACUAUGCGAUCUCAGAUCCAGCUGCAG
Symbiodinium sp. CCMP2592 is the source of this 952-nucleotide messenger RNA. The record is from the annotation of a GenBank genome assembly. NCBI's taxonomy places the organism in Eukaryota, Dinophyceae, Suessiales, Symbiodiniaceae.